Messenger RNA from Capsaspora owczarzaki ATCC 30864, 1782 nucleotides. RefSeq names its product riboflavin-specific deaminase/GTP cyclohydrolase II. Lineage: Eukaryota; Filasterea; Ministeriida; Capsasporidae. The record is from RefSeq and is a predicted model, not a curated record. The transcript has 3 exons. Bases 1 to 1782 code for a protein of 593 amino acids. Gene Ontology annotation, molecular function: GTP cyclohydrolase II activity; 5-amino-6-(5-phosphoribosylamino)uracil reductase activity; NADP binding. Gene Ontology annotation, biological process: riboflavin biosynthetic process.
AUGCCUCCCGCACUCGCCAUCCCAGCGACAACUGCAUUGCCGACGGCCACAGCGCCCGACCAUGUGAAGGAGCACUCCGCGCACCAAGCACACGAUAACCAUGACCAUGACCACCACUUGGUAGACUCGCUGCUCGCGUCCGCCAAUGUCACCAAGCACAAUUCGACUCCCAGCACCGCCAGCACGAAUUCGUCCAGUCUACCCGAAAAGCUCGUUCGCGAGGUGCAGACACGCAUCCCGACCGACUUUGGCUCGUUCCAGCUGGCACUGUACUCGAGCAACAAGGACAACAAGGAGCAUUGUGCCAUGAUCUACGGCGACGUUUCAACAAGCCUGACAAACGCAAACGGCGAGCUCGAGCCCGUCCCUGUUCGUGUUCACUCUGAGUGCUUCACUGGCGAAGUCAUGGGCUCUCGUCGCUGCGAUUGCGCCGAACAGCUUCGCAAAGGUCUGCAGUAUAUCGCCAACCAGGGUCGUGGUGUUGUUGUCUUCUUGCGUCAGGAGGGCCGUGGCAUUGGCCUGCGCAACAAGCUCCGCGCAUACAAUCUCCAAGAUCAGGGCUACGACACCGUGGACGCCAACCUGCUGCUUGGCCGUGGCGCAGACGAGCGCGACUUUACUGUCGCCGCGCUCAUUCUGCAGGACUUGGGGAUUAGCCACGUGCGCCUGCUGACCAACAACCCGGUCAAGAUCGAAGCGCUUGUGUCGCACGGCAUCACAGUCCACCAGCGCGUGGGGAUGGCGCCAGAGUUUGUGUCGGGCGACAACCGCGAUUACUUUGUCACGAAAAAUCGUCGUCUCCGCCACCUCAUUGACAUUGUCGACCACAAGGGCGCGUCGACGUCUUCAGACACAACCACCAACACGGCAAUGGCGACGCCAGAGGAGCAGGCCUCGCCCGUGAAUGGUGGCUCGCCCGAGCGCCCGCUCUCGCCGCUGCAGGUCUCUGCAAGCUCCCCUGCCGUGGUAACAACAACAACGACGACGACAGCUGAUGCCUCGACGGUCAGUGGCGGCAACCUUCACAAUAGCACGAGCGAAAGCCAUGGCACAAAGCAUACCCAGGACUUUCUGGCUGGUGCCAAGCUCCAACGCAUGCUGCGCGAUCAAGCCGAACGACCAUACGUGGUGCUGUCGUACGCCCAGAGUCUGGAUGGGUGCAUUGCUGCCGAAAAGGGCAAGCCUUUGGCGAUCAGCGGAGAAGCAUCACUGGUGAUGACACACCGCUUGCGAGCUGAGCACGCUGGCAUUUUGGUCGGCAUCAACACUGUUUUGGCGGACAACCCGAGCUUGACCGUUCGCCUCGUGUCUGGCAACAACCCGCAACCCAUCGUGCUGGACACGCAUCUGCGAUUCCCUCUGACGGCAAAGCUGCUGACGGCAACCCCGCUCAAGCCAUGGAUUAUCACGUCGUUGACUGCCGACGCUUCGCGCGAGCAACGUCUCGUCGAGCUCGGUGCACGUGUGAUUCGUGUUCCAAUCGAUCCGGCGACCAACUCUGUCUCCUUGGUCGAAGCGCUGCAUGCUCUCUACCGCAUUGGUCUGCCAUCUGUGAUGGUGGAAGGCGGUGCCUCUGUGAUUCGCUCCUUUUUAAACCACCCUUCGCAUCUCAUCGACCGACUGGUCGUGACCAUUGCGCCCGUCAUCCUGGCUGGCACGCACUCUACCCUCGACGGCAAGCCGCAACAGCCCGUUGCGCUGCCUCAGCUGCGAAACGUCAAAUACGAGCAAUUUGGUCGAGAUGUUGUGUUGUCUGCCGAGCCAUACUGGGCAAGCUCGUGA